Molecule: messenger RNA, 2992 nt
Organism: Brienomyrus brachyistius
Lineage: Eukaryota; Metazoa; Chordata; Actinopteri; Osteoglossiformes; Mormyridae
Product: medium-chain acyl-CoA ligase ACSF2, mitochondrial-like
Exons: 16
Coding region: 392-2215 (607 amino acids)
Biological process (GO): fatty acid metabolic process
Molecular function (GO): medium-chain fatty acid-CoA ligase activity
Source: RefSeq, a predicted model, not a curated record
AGCAGACGUAGAGGACAUUGAACACUGGAGCCCCUUACAGACGACCCCCAAGAUUGAUAUAAUGCUUCUGAACUGCACAUUUGUUCAAUGUACUCGCAGCUUCUACUGUUCGAGCAUUUAGCUAUUCUGUUUACUUAUUAUAUACAUACAGGGGGUAGAUAGAAAUUCUGCCCGCCCGUUUGAGGCAUAUAAAGAUAUCUGCAAAUUAACUGCUUACUUCUGCAAUCAGUGCAUAACCUUUUGGAGGAACCGCAGCAUGGCAUGCUGCAUUUCUGCUCGGCUCCUGUAGAUGCGAGCACAUUUUAGUUUCUUUUUUUCUCCAGAAUUUUGCAAUUUGCUUACAUUUGUUUACACGUGCUGCUGAUCGAAAGCAAGGAACUAAACGUAGACGAUGUCAGCCAGGACUGCGUUUGCACCCUUUAAGUCCAGGAUAAUUUUUUCUAAGCGUGCACAAGUUUUGUGGGGGCUCUGGAAGUCUGGAGGUCUGAAAUAUCAGGCGUGUCGGACCCUACAUGUGGACACCCCCCCCUGCAUACCCACGGUCACCACCAGCUAUGUGCAUGGCACCUCCAGCUUCUCCCUCCUCUCCUGCACCGUGCCCCAGGCCCUGCAGGCGACAGUGGACCGCUGGCCGGAUCGCGAAGCCGUGGUGUUCCUGAAGGAUGACAUCCGGAAGACCUUUGCACAGUUCCAGCAGGACGUGGACCAGGCAGCCGCAGGUCUACUGGCUCUGGGGCUGAAGAAGGGUGACAAGCUCGGCAUGUGGGGGCCAAAUAUUUACGAGUGGAUCCUGUUUCAAUUUGCCACAGCGAAGGCUGGAAUCGUGCUGGUGUCUGUGAACCCAGCCUAUCAGCUGCAGGAGGUGGAGUUUGCGCUGAGGAAGGUACAGUGCCACGCAGUGGUGUGCCCGACCCAGUUCAAGACGCAGAAGUACUACGAGAUGCUGAGGAAGAUCUGCCCGGAGAUGGAGACGGCCAGGCAAGGAGUCUUCAAGAGUGGCAGGCUGCCAGACAUGCGUAUGGUGGUCCUGACUGACAGUCGCCAGCCGGGGGCGCUCCACGUGGACGACGUCUUCCAGGCAGGGGGCAGUGAGGAGCUGAAGGAGCUGGAGGCCCUGCAGAAGAAGCUGUCCUGCGAUGAUCCCAUCAACAUCCAGUUCACAUCGGGAACAACCGGGAAUCCCAAAGGCGCUGCUUUGUCUCACCACAACAUCGUCAACAACUCCUACUUCACUGGUCGACGCAUUGGGUUUGACUGGCGGCCUCAGGUCAGAGUGUGUGUGCCGGUGCCCCUGUACCACACCUUCGGUGCCGUCUGCGGGGACAUGUGCAUGGCAGUGCAUGGGGUGACACUUGUCUUCCCGUCACCUGGGUACGAUGGACGCGCCAACCUGGAGGUCAUUCAGAAUGAGAGGUGCACCUUUGUCUUCGGGACGCCCACCAUGUACAUCGACAUGCUGGGCCAGUAUGACCAGAACAAGCAUGACCUGUCAUCUCUGGAGGCUGGGAUAAUGGGUGGUUCUCCGUGUCCUACUGAAGUCAUGAAGAAAGCCAUGAACGUCAUGAAUAUCAAGGAACUGGUGAUUGCCUACGGCACCACGGAGAACAGUCCUGUGACAUUCCUCAGCUUUCCCCGGGACAACCUGGAGCAGAAAACCAAGACCGUGGGCUGUGUCAUGCCCCAUAUGGAGGCCAAAAUCAUAAACCCCGUGUCUGGGGAGGUAGUGCCGCUUGGAAUCUCGGGAGAGCUGCUGAUAAGGGGCUACUGUGUGAUGCUGGAAUACUACAACGACGAUGCCAAAACGCAGGAGGUCAUCGGGAAGGACCGCUGGUACAGGACCGGGGACAUCGCAAGCUUGGACCAGUACGGGUACUGCCGCAUCGAGGGCCGCAUAAAGGACAUGAUCAUCCGCGGUGGGGAGAACAUCUACCCAGCUGAGAUCGAGCAGUUUCUGCAUAAACACCCCAAAGUGCACGAGGCACAGGUGGUCGGGGUGAAGGAUGAGAGGAUGGGAGAAGAGGUGUGUGCAUGCAUCAAGCUGAAGGAAGGAGUGGACUGUACCCCAGAAGACAUCAAAGCCUACUGCACGGGUCAGAUUGCCCAUUUUAAGAUCCCCCGCUAUAUAGUGUUUGUGCAGGAAUAUCCAGUCACAGUCACAGGAAAGAUUCAGAAGAACAAACUGCGUGUGCAGAUGGAGAAGAAGCUGGGGCUGUAAGCAGGGCGGUGAGUCUGAGAGAGGAGGAGCCACUCGCGCUCCCUGCAGCUCGGCGUUACGGCAGAUAGGAAGCAUGAUCCCCGAAGCACGGCAGGCCUGCAAGCAGAGGGCCGCCCUCAGCCCUCAUAUCACAGUACUGUUUGGGCACCGGAAAUUACCUCUAUAGCUGUGAAGCUUUUUAUGUGAACACAGUAAUGAUUCUUGUAUUUUAUACUACACACACGUACCCAUUGUUCAUGUUACUGACUUCUGCGCCAGAAAACUCACACUUGUUACUUCAGAAUUGUUUUCAAAAAUUAAUGAAUUCUUAAAAGCAGUAGAUCAUGUUUUGAUCAUGAAAACUAAGAUGACCAGUAGCUUUUAAAUGUCGUUCAAAUUCACUCAGGUUCUAGUCUUUAUGUUCCGUUGUCUCCCCCUGUGGUAGCCUGUGGUAAUGCAUCCUUCUUGUCUCAUUCCCCAGUUACGGUGCCAUGUGGUCAUGUAUAACAUUCCACUUUUAUGUUGAUAGCUGCAUUUAAAGGCUGAUGCAUCGCGCCAAAGGAUAAAGAAUGAAAUGCUCUUAAGAGUUGUUUUGUUUAGUUUUCAAACAAACAUACCUCUCGGCCUAAUACCUGUUUGGUUGUAAAACACAGUCAAUUCAAUCAGUCAAUUCAAAAACUUUCAAAGACGUCUUGUAUUUGUGAUUAUCAAAGUCUUGAAAGUGGGUAGAUCUACAAAAAUUAAAUUAAGAUCAUUGCUCUCAGAAAACAUUACAAUAAAUACUAGAUGACUUGCCUA